Messenger RNA from Ficedula albicollis (Collared flycatcher), 2799 nucleotides. RefSeq names its product intraflagellar transport 74 (gene IFT74). The record is from RefSeq and is a predicted model, not a curated record. The coding region runs from base 125 to 1909 and encodes 594 amino acids. Gene Ontology annotation, cellular component: cilium; intraciliary transport particle B; centrosome. Gene Ontology annotation, molecular function: beta-tubulin binding. The transcript is spliced from 20 exons. Lineage: Eukaryota; Metazoa; Chordata; Aves; Passeriformes; Muscicapidae. Gene Ontology annotation, biological process: cilium assembly; intraciliary transport involved in cilium assembly.
GGCGGGCUGGGGCGAGAUUUGUGGCCAUCGCGAUGUGCGAGCGGGUGGUUGCCGCGAUACAGCGGGGCUGCCUGCGGGCUAAUGGCGGCUGAGGGGCGCGAGCGAAGUUAAAAAGGAAACGAAUAUGGCCAGCAGUAAUAGACCUCCCACGGCUCGCUCUGCUUCGAGAGCAGGAGUAGGGCUGACCUCUUCAUCAAGGACUCCGUCAGCAGGCAGAAUAGGAACAGCGAUGCUUCCUAAUACAGCAAGACCUGGUUCUCGUGGUGGUUCUCUGACUUCUGGAGGAGUUUUAUCAUCUCAGAUAAAAGUUGCAGACCGUCCAGUGACUCAACAGGGAUUAAGUGGAAUAAAAACUGCAAUGAAAGGUCCUCAGAGACAGAUAAUGGAUAAAACAUACUACCUUGGGGUGCUGAGAAGUAAAACAAAUGAACUUACAACAGAAAUUAACAAGCUUCAGGAAGAAGUAGAAAUGUACAAGCAAGAGAAAUCUGUCUAUUUGUCCUAUGAAAAACGGGCGGAGGCUUUAGCUGGUGAAAUCAAAGAUCUUCAAGGUCAACUAGCAGACUUCAACAUGGUCGUGGAUAUACUUAACACCAGUACAGAUAUGGCGGAAGUGAUCCGUGAUUACAAUAUGUUAAAGGUUCAGAAUGACCGAGACGCCCAGAGUAUAGAUAAAAUUUUCACAGAAAGACAAACCACAGAAAAGUUAAAUCAAGCUAUAGAAGAAGAUAUUGAACGUGAAAAGGUUUUGGCAGAGGAUAUAUUGAAAGAUAUGACACAGGAAAAUCAAGCUAAAUAUAUGGAGAUGAAAGCUGCUAAUGAAAAGCUCUCCCAGGAGUUGGUUGUUCAACAGCAGGAAUUGGAUGCACUAAAUGUAAAGGAAGAGACUCUAAGAGCUGAAAUAGCACACUCUGGGAUGAAACAGAGAGCUGUGCAGUUGUAUGAGGAGGUCCAUGAGCUCAAGGAACGUCGAGACCGAAUGAUUGCUGAGGAUAAGAACAUGGAGUCUCCACAGGAGGAGAGAGAAAGAUUACUAAAGCAGGUUAAAGACGAUAGUCAAAAAAUUGCAAGCAUGGAAAGACAGUUGGCAGAAGUAAAAGAAAAAACCGAUUAUUUUAAAAAGGUCAUUCAACGACUUGAUAUGGAUCUGGAGAACAAUCGAGGAGAAGAAAAUUGGAAGUACAAAGAGUUGAAGAAGAAGGAAGAAAACAUGGACAGUUUUCUAGAGACUUUUGAAGAUGUGAAGAAUCAGGAAUUGGAACGAAAGGCUGAAAUAGAAGCCAACAUUGUUGCACUCCUGGAACACUCGAGCAGGAAUCUGAAUCACAUGAAACAAAUUUCAUCUGUUACCAAUCAAGAGCUGAAGAUUAUGCAGGAAGACCUCACUUUCAAAUCAAGCGAAAUGCAGAAAUCACAGAGCACUGCUAAGAAUCUGAUUACAGAGAGUCAAAAACUGCAGAUGGACCUACAGAAAAUGGAACUCUUGGAAGGCAAGAUGGUUGGUGAACUGGCUUCUCUUAAAGACAAAAUUGAGCAGACAAAAGCCGAGUUGGAUGUCUACAAUAAUUUACCAGCUCUAAAAGCAUCAGGAGAAGAAAAGAAAAAGAAACUCCAGGAUGACAAAGAAAAAUUAACAAAACGCAGCCAUGCUUUUAAGAAAAUAAUGGAGCAUUUGACUACAGAGUAUGAGACACUGAAGAAGGAGCUGGAAGAAAAUGAGACCCAUUCUCAGCUUACAAAUUUGGAGAGGAAGUGGCAGCACCAUGAGCAAAAUAACUUUAUGAUGAAGGAGUUCAUAGCAAUAAAAAGUCGAGAGAGUGACUACCAGCCAAUAAUGAAAAAUGCAAGAAAGCUGGUCAAAGAAUACAACAAAUCUCUCAUAGAAGCUUUACAGAACACCAAGAACUGAACCCAGGCAUUUCCUUCCUGCCCGAAUGGACCAACAAUGAGAGAGUGCAAGAAAGCUGGUCAAAGAAUACAACAAAGCUCUCACAGAAGCUUUACAGAACACCAAGAACUGAACCCAGGCAUUUCCUUCCUGCCCGAAUGGACCAACAAUGAGAGAUGUGCAAAGGCUACAUGGAAAGCUGGACUGUUGAGAUCAUUCACUUACCAAUAGGGUUACAGACAUUCUUAAAAUUAUUUUUCCAGGCUUUUAGAAGUUACAGAAUUUAAUACUAUCCCUCAUUUUGUACUGUUUAAAAUUUUUAGAAAUAAACAUACAAAUUUUAGAGACAGAAAGAGCUACUGUCCAAUGAGUUACUGAGGCCCAUUGCUGAAUUGCAUCUCAAGUGUGACACGCUGAAUUUCAAAUUGUCUUGUAGUCCUACCCGUGCCAAAUGGAGCAGAACUGCUUGACAGGCUGUCAUAUGCAUUAUCUCAAAUGAAGUAUGUAAUAAGAUGUGGUAAUAUCAGCAUACCAUACCUAUAUAGAUAGCAAUUUAUACCAAGUAAGGAAAGCAUCUAAGCAUGAGAAGCAUCUUUUAAAGUUGAAAUUGCUUCAUAAUGUAAAAUCUUAAAAUAAAGGCAAAUGCCAGCAAAUUUUCAUUUCCUACUGGAGAAUUAAGUUCUUUAUUUUUUAAGAUGUAAUUAUAAAGAGCAAACUGUAUUAAAAGGUAGUGAAACAUAGCUAACAGUGAUUUUGUGGGGAGCAUUUUAUUGCUGUAGUAUUCACCUGUAAAGGAAAUAGCAAAGGAAAUUAUUUGUAUUUUCUGCAAUGUUUUUUUCCCUUCAGUUUCAAGCAGCAGUGUCAUAUGGAACCUCUGACAAAAAUCCACAAGAAGGAGUUUCAACAUAGAA